Molecule: messenger RNA, 1151 nt
Organism: Telopea speciosissima
Lineage: Eukaryota; Viridiplantae; Streptophyta; Magnoliopsida; Proteales; Proteaceae
Product: gibberellin 3-beta-dioxygenase 1-like
Exons: 2
Coding region: 1-1119 (372 amino acids)
Biological process (GO): gibberellin biosynthetic process; response to light stimulus
Molecular function (GO): gibberellin 3-beta-dioxygenase activity
Source: RefSeq, a predicted model, not a curated record
AUGAGUUCCCUCUCAGAAGCCCAUAGAGCAACAGGUCCACACUCCGGCAACUUCACUCCCCCAGACUUCCGAUCACUGCAAGAGCUCCCUGACUCUUACUCAUGGCCUCAGCUUGAUGACAACUCCUCUGUGGACGUGAUUGAUCCACAAGCAGCGUUUGUGCCUGUUGUGGACCUUGCGGACCCUAAUAUUGUUGAUCUAGUGGGCCGAGCAUGCCAGGGAUAUGGUGUCUUCCAAGUCACCAACCAUGGCAUUCAGAUGGGCCUCAUAAAGGAUACUGAGAUCGAGGCCCGACGUCUCUUCUCCCUACCUGCCGAUCAGAAGCUCAAGGCCCUCCGCCCGCCUGAUGGGCCUACAGGCUAUGGUCUUGCUCGUAUUGCACCCUUCUUCGACAAGUUGAUGUGGCAUGAGGGCUUUACCAUCAAGGGGUCCCCCAUCGAAGACGCCCGCAAGCUUUGGCCGGACAACUACACAAGCUUCUGUGAUGUAAUGGAAGAGUAUCAGAAGGGGAUGAAGGAGCUGUGCAUGAGGUUAAAGAGGGUGAUCCUUGCCUCAUUGGGCUUGACUACAGAAGAAGAUCUAAAAUUGGGUGGGCUUGGCCCAUCUGGGGAAUUCACUGAAGGCUGCAUCACUGCUCUCCAGUUGAAUAACUACCCAUCCUGCCCCAGCCCAAAACAGGCCAUGGGUCUAGCUGCACACACAGAUACAUCCAUGUUCACCAUCCUCUACCAAGGUGACAUAAGUGGUCUCCAGAUCUUCAAGGAUGGAGUUGGAUGGGCCACAGUGCCACCGGUGCCUGGUGCAUUCGUCGUCAAUGUUGGUGACCUCCUCCAUAUCUUAUCCAAUGGCAGGUUCCCGACUCUUGUCCACCGUGUCUUUGUGAACCAGGCCCACAGCCGCAUCUCCAUAGCCUACUUCUAUGGUCCAACACCUAACACUCAGAUCAAGCCCUUCCCCAAUCUGGUCGAACCAGGCGCUGUCCCUCGCUAUCGUUCUAUGCCGUGGGGAGAGUACAUCAACAUCAAAGCCAAGCAUCUUGACAAGGCACUCUCUCUAGCUAGCAAUAUAGAUCAAAAACAGACUCAAGAAGGGGAUUGUGUCAAUGAAGAGAUUGCUUAAUGGGUAUUAUAAACUAUAGGGAAUCACUCUUA